This is a messenger RNA of Erigeron canadensis, 980 nucleotides long. Its product is annotated as auxin-responsive protein SAUR36-like. The transcript has a single exon. The coding region runs from base 324 to 815 and encodes 163 amino acids. The record is from RefSeq and is a predicted model, not a curated record. Gene Ontology annotation, biological process: response to auxin. NCBI's taxonomy places the organism in Eukaryota, Viridiplantae, Streptophyta, Magnoliopsida, Asterales, Asteraceae.
UCACCUACUCCCAUUUUUCAACCUCUUUCAUCACCAUGCCACUAACUUUGUAACCAUAAAACAAAAAAAACUCCCAUUAAAACCAAUAUAUGAAUCAAAUUCUUUCCAUCAUUAAAUCAUAGCAUACAAUACUUUUAUAUAUCUUAUUACAUAUAGCCAUGUCUAAUAUUGACCCUAAUUGGCCUUUUUCUUGAAAAAAACAAUAAAAUUCAAUUCAAAUUUGAUCAAUUUCAACUCUACUCUAAUCUUUAUUUCAAGAUUCUUGAAACCCACUUCUAAAAACUCAUUUUCUGAUCUGGGUAUUCAAUUUCUUGAAAAAAGAUAUGAAAUUUAGAGGAUUUUUGAUCAAAAACAGGGUAAGCUCACUUUUCCGGCGAGUUUACCGACGAAGCAACUCAUUUCCGGCGGCCUACAAACGAUUAGACCAAUCACCAACGUCCAUAUCCAAGUUUCUAAAGUGGGGUUGCAAGAUAAAGACAAAAGCAAUAGCCAUGUGUUCAAAAACGCCUAAUUUGCAAGGAAGAAACCCGGUUCUUGAAAGACUAUCGUCGCAGCCGCGUGCGGCGGUUCCGAAAGGGAAGAUGGCGGUUUACGUCGGUCAGAAAGAUGGAGAUUUUAAAAGGGUAUUGGUACCGGUGAUAUAUAUAAACCAUCCUUUGUUUGGACAGUUGUUAAAGGAAGCUGAGGAAGAGUAUGGGCAUGAUCAUGCAGGAGGGAUUACGAUACCGUGUCGGUUUUCGGAUUUUGAGAAUGUUAAGACUCGGAUUGCAGCUGUUUGUGGUUGCCGGAAAAUGUUGACGUGGAAACGUCGUUGAUUAUGAUGAUAAAUAAUUACGGUAGGGUUAUAUUAGCUAGGGGAGUUUAAUUUUUCUAGUUUUUGAGGGUAUUUUUUAGGUUAAAUUUUGAUAAUAAGUAAGUUAAAUGUACAGUUUAUUUUGGAUUCAUUUGUCUAAUUUAUGGCAUAGAUUUUUUAUAUGGUA